Molecule: messenger RNA, 704 nt
Organism: Arabidopsis thaliana (thale cress)
Lineage: Eukaryota; Viridiplantae; Streptophyta; Magnoliopsida; Brassicales; Brassicaceae
Product: PLAC8 family protein
Exons: 4
Coding region: 125-526 (133 amino acids)
Cellular component (GO): membrane
Source: RefSeq, marked reviewed
AUCUAACAACAAAAAUCUAUCUUCAAAACCCUAAUUAAUUGAUUUACGAUCUCGCUUAUCAAAAGAUCGAUCAACACAAAACUGGUUAAAACCUGACGCAAGAUUUGGUUGAAGCUACUUUACAAUGGAAAAGCAAUGGACUUCUGGUCUUUUCAGCUGCAUGGAAGACAGUGAAACUGCUUGCCUCACAUGUUUCUGCCCAUGCGUCACUUUCGGACGGAUCGCGGACAUUUCCGACGAAGGAAGGACCGGUUGUGGGAGAUGUGGGGUAUUUUACGGGCUAAUAUGUUGUGUGGUCGGCUUACCUUGCUUGUUCUCAUGCACUUACCGGACCAAGAUCCGAAGCAAAUUCGGGUUACCGGAGUCUCCAACUUCGGAUUGCGUCACUCACUUCUUUUGUGAAUGUUGUGCUCUUUGCCAAGAACACCGUGAACUCAAAACCCGUGGUCUUGACCCCUCUAUUGGGUGGAGUGGAAAUAUGCAACGGACGAUGGCUCCUCCUAUGAGUCAGCAGAUGAUGGGUUGAUUAAGAAGAUUUCUGAUUUGCAAUAUGAUUUGAAUUAAAUAAGUGGUUCACGAAAACAGCACUUUUAAGUGUAGUUUUAUAUUGAGCUAGCAUAUUAUUUUAAAUUCUUUUUCAGAUUUUAUCAAUAUUGUUUAUUUUGAUAUGUGAAAAUAAAAGAAUUGGAAGAUCGUAUUUUUUC